AGAAUGCAGCGCAGCACAUUCCUGAAGAAAGAGGAGACAACCAACAUACUAGUUACAGCAUCAGUGCGCCUCUGGAAAGUCAGCUUGUCAGUCACAGCAGCGCGUCCCUUGAACGAUAACGAAGAGGUGACUUUAGGUGAAAAGCCUGACCACGAAGACCGGGGUGAGAAGGUGAUGAAGUGUACUUCGUGAGCUGUAACCGAAAAACUACUGGCUUUUGGAAAGUUUGAGGUGAGGGAGAAAGUGUGGUGAACAAGUAUUAGCACUAACACACAAGGCAGCCAUUUCUGGGAAAAUGCAGGGCCAGAGAGAGAAGACAUUCAUAUUGAUGCUCGUUGCUGCGCUCUCUCACAGGGUGACUCAGGCAAAGGUAAUGGACAUGGUUCCUAAUGCUGUGGAUGACCAGUACACUCACUGUCGGGAGCAGAUGUUGAAGAAGGUUGUGGAAGGGGGUCUGCUGGAAGAAGAACUGAAAGGCAGUUUAGAGUAUAGGGAUGUCUGGGGGGCAAAGCAGUGUACAAAGUUAAUCCCGGGAGGUGUCAAGCAACACACGGAUGCAUUAAUGGCUUAUGGACAUGGGGGAAAUGUGUUCAGAAAGAUGUUCAACCAAGCAGUGGAGACUCAGGGUGGGAAUGUCACUGUCUAUAAUGGCAACUUCCGGUUCAAAUCCCUCCACUUCCUUCUAAUGGAUGCCAUGAGGCUUUUGAAGACAGAGAACUGCCAAACUGUGUUUCGUGGUUCAAGCAAAGAGUAUGAGGCACAAGUAGGGUCAGAAGUGCGAUUUGGGAGGUUUACCACAACCAAGGCCAAACGUUCCGAGGCGGAGGAAUCUGCUUCAGACAAUGGGAUCCUUUUCAAUAUUAUUUCCUGCACUGUAGUCAACAUUGAUGAGUACACUUGCUUCUCAGACAGCAUUGAUCAGCUGAUAUCCCCAGCAGAGGUGUUUAGGGUGGCUGAGGUAAAGAAUGUAAGAAAUAAAGAUCACGAGUACAGAGAGAUCGUUUUGACAAGUUCAAGGACCCACAGCAUUGACAGCAUCCGCGACUGUUACCUCUUCCCCAGAUCUCCUACAAGUACGAGUCUUCCAUCAAUCACCCCCAAAGGCUCCUCUACUCAAUGGCUUGGCAGUAGCCUGUCUGUUCUUGUGGUUGUAUCUCUCUGUAUCUCCCUGAUCACCAGGACUGAUCAUCUCUGAUAAACUAAAGUGUUGAACGCUAAUAGAUGCGGUAAAGAAGUCAAUGGAACGCAGACCGUGGGGGAUAGAAGGACGCACAUUCAACCAAUCUGAUCUAACAAAAUAGAUAUUUGUCAAAUUGUAAUUUUUGAUGUAUUGUAACAUGCCCAUAAUGUGCUUACUAAAGUUUGAUUUGGAUAUAUCUGUCUGUUUUCACAGCAUAACAUUUAGAAGUAGUCCCUUUUCAGGUUUAGAAGUGACUGCUAAAGGCUAACUCCCAUUUGUAUUGACUGGUAGCAUAGCUAGUAUAGAGAAGUCGAUGGUGGAAGUCGUUUUUUUAACUGUAAUGCAGUUUCUUGGUGAUGAUGACAUCAACAUGUAUUCGGGUUGACAUCCAUACCAGCAUUAUUCUCCGAUUUUUACCUCAACAUGGUGUGAAACACACAUAAACAAUAGCCUAAAUGUAGGCUAAUUUUGCUGGUGGCCAGUGAAAUUCUGGAUCUUUCCCCCCACAACAUCUUUCCCCCAUUUUUUUAUUUUACCUUUAUUUAACCAGGCAAGUCAGUUAAGAACAAAUUCUUAUUUUCAACGACGGCCUGGGAACAGUGGGUUAACUGCCUGUUCAGGGGCAGAAUGACAGAUUUGUACCUUGUCAGCUCGGGGGUUGCGAUGCGAUGUGCUUCCAUGGCAUUUCCAUUGUUUUGGUUGAGAUCCAAUGACCUCUUCACUGCUUCUAUUGAAAAGGACAAACACACACACACACAAUUGCAUGUAUGUAAUAUCAGUGCACACAGACACAGAUAUUCAUCAAAUGUGACAAAGCGCCAACCUUUCAAACCCCUCUUAGCAUAAUGAUAUUCUCUUGAAAAAUGUAUUUCUUUGCAUUUGAUUGUUUUUGUAAAACAAAAUGAUCAUGGUACGUUUUAAACAAUGUGCUAUGCAUUUAGCAAAAAUGUUGGUAUCACAACAAUUGACUGGGUGGUGUCCAGUUUUCAUAGAUGUAAUUUAAUUUUUCCAUUUGUUUUGUUAUCGAAUAAAGAAACAAGUUGAGCAUU
Messenger RNA from Oncorhynchus masou masou (cherry salmon), 2229 nucleotides. Its product is annotated as T-cell ecto-ADP-ribosyltransferase 2-like. The coding region runs from base 296 to 1195 and encodes 299 amino acids. The transcript has 4 exons. Gene Ontology annotation, molecular function: NAD+-protein-arginine ADP-ribosyltransferase activity; NAD+ poly-ADP-ribosyltransferase activity. NCBI's taxonomy places the organism in Eukaryota, Metazoa, Chordata, Actinopteri, Salmoniformes, Salmonidae. The record is from RefSeq and is a predicted model, not a curated record.